CCGCCUCCGCGUUUCCAUGCAUUGGCGCGCUUCGUCUCUGUGGCCGUGGCUCCUCGCUCCUCCCCGAGUGGUGGUGGUACUGCUGCUGGUGCACUGACCGUAGCGGGCUGCAAGUGAAAACACAGCAGGCAUGAGUGCGGCGGGUAAUGCUCGGCCCGGUUCGGCUGCCGGGUCCGUUCAGCAGGGACUCAAAGAGGCUCUGAUCGAGACGCUGACGGCUAUCCUGUCACCGGUCCAAGAAGUGCGCGCCGCCGCGGAGGAGCAGAUAAAAGUGUUGGAAGUGACAGAGGAGUUUGGUGUCCACCUGGCAGAACUCACAGUUGAUCCUCAAGGAGCACUUGCCAUUCGUCAGUUGGCAUCGGUCAUCCUGAAGCAGUAUGUGGAGACUCACUGGUGUUCCCAGUCAGAGAAGUUCAGGCCUCCUGAAACAACAGAUCAGGCGAAAGCUGCCAUUAGGGAGCUGCUGCCGAGCGGCUUGCGGGAGUCCAUCAGCAAAGUCCGGUCCAGUGUUGCGUACGCCGUGUCAGCCAUCGCCCACUGGGACUGGCCUGAGGCGUGGCCACAGCUCUUCACCCUCCUGAUGGAGAUGCUGGUCAGUGGAGACGUCAAUGCCGUGCACGGGGCCAUGAGGGUGCUCACGGAGUUUACUCGAGAGGUGACAGACACACAGAUGCCGCUGGUGGCUCCAGUCAUCUUACCUGAGAUGUACAAGAUCUUUACCAUGGCAGAGGUUUACAGUAUUCGUACCCGCUCCAGAGCAGUGGAGAUAUUCACUACCUGUGCCAACCUGAUCUGUGCUAUUGAAGAGCUUGAGAAGGGAGCAGCCAAGGCGUUGAUAUUCCCCGUGGUGCAGCAGUUCACAGAAGCGUUUGUUCAAGCCCUUCAGAUGCCUGAUGGGCCGACGUCUGAUAGUGGCCUCAAGAUGGAAGUCCUCAAGGCAGUGACAGCAUUGGUAAAGAACUUCCCUAAACCUAUGGUGUCCUCCAUGCAGCAGAUUUUACCCAUUGUAUGGAAUACACUGACUGAAAGCGCAGCUUUUUAUGUGAGAACAGAAGUCAACUACACAGAGGAAGUAGAUGACCCAGUAGACUCAGAUGGUGAGGUUUUGGGCUUUGAGAAUUUGGUGUUCAGCAUCUUCGAGUUUGUCCACACGCUGCUGGAAAACAACAAGUUUAAGAGCACAGUGAAGAAGGCGCUGCCUGAACUCAUUUAUUACAUCAUCUUGUACAUGCAGAUCACUGAGGACCAGAUCAAAGUGUGGACAGCUAACCCUCAGCAGUUUGUAGAGGACGAAGACGACGACACGUUCUCCUACUCUGUCAGAAUCUCUGCUCAGGACCUGCUGCUGGCUGUUGCUGCAGAGUUUCAGAAUGAGAGCGCAGCAGCGCUGGCAGCAGCUGCAACCAGACACCUCCAGGAGGCAGAGCAGGCUAAAAACAGUGGCAAUGAGCACUGGUGGAAGAUCCAUGAGGCCUGUAUGUUGGCCCUCGGUUCAGUCAAGACCAUCAUCACAGAGAACGUGAAAAAUGGCCGCAUCCAGUUUGACAUGCACGGUUUUUUGGCUGGUGUUAUCCUGGCUGAUCUCAACCUGGCAGCGGCAUCUCCGUUCCUCCUCGGCCGUGCUCUGUGGGCAGCCAGUCGCUUCACAGCGGCCAUGUCUCCUGAGCUCAUCCAGCAGUUUCUCCAGGCCACCGUCAGCGGCCUCCAUGACAGCCAGCCACCCUCCGUCCGCAUCUCCGCAGUCAGGGCCAUCUGGGGGUACUGUGAUCAGCUGAAGCUGUCAGAAAGCACACAUGUCCUUCAGCCUUUCCUCCCCAGCAUCCUAGAAGGACUAGUUCAACUGGCUGCCCAGUUCAGCUCUGAGGUGCUCACGCUCGUCAUGGAGACACUGUGCAUCGUUUGCACAGUUGACCAGGCCUUCACCACCAGCGCCGAGAAUAAAAUCUGCCCCCUCACCAUCGCUAUUUUCCUUAAAUAUAACAACGACCCUGUGGUGGCAUCCCUAGCUCAAGACAUCUUUAAGGAACUGGCACAAAUCGAGGGCUGCCAGGGCCCCAUGCAGAUGCGUCUCAUCCCCACGCUUAUCAGCAUCAUGCAGGCUCCCCAUGACAAGAUCCCCACUGGACUAUGUGCUACGUCCAUAGACAUCCUGACCACAGUUGUGAGAAACACCAAACCCCCCCUGUCGGAGAUGUUGGUGUGCCAGGCGUUUCCUGUGGUGGCACAGUGCACCUUACGCACUGAUGACAAUGCGAUAAUGCAGAAUGGCGGUGAGUGUCUGCGGGCGUAUGUCUCCAUGGCCCUUGAGCAGAUUGCCCAGUGGAGGGAUGAGCAGGGGAACAGUGGCCUCUGGUAUGUCAUGCAGGUGGUCAACCAGCUGCUGGAUCCACGGACGUCUGAGUUCACUGCUGCCUUCGUGGGCAGGCUGGUGUCCACUCUGAUCUCUCGGGCUGGAACUGAGCUUGGUGAGCAGCUGGAUCAGAUCCUCCGAGCGAUUCUGAGCAAGAUGCAGCAAGCCGAGACUCUGAGUGUCAUGCAGUCUCUGAUCAUGGUGUUUGCCCACCUGGUUCACUCUCAGCUGGAACCUCUGCUGGAAUUUUUGUGCAGUCUGCCUGGACCGACAGGGAAACCUGCCCUGGAGUUUGUCAUGACCGAGUGGAUGAGCAGGCAGCAUCUUUUCUACGGGCAGUACGAGGGGAAAGUCAGCACGGUGGCUCUCUGUAAGCUGCUGCAGCACAGCCUCAACACUGAUGACAAACGUCUCCAGGACAUUGUGGUAAAGGGAGAAGAAAUCUACGGUCCUGACGAUGGCAUCCGCACGCGCUCCAAAUCUGCUAAGAAUCCAGAGCGUUGGACCAACAUUCCUUUGCUGGUGAAGAUCUUUAAAUUGAUCAUUAACGAGCUGUCGACUGUAGUGGAGGCAAAUGCCAGCAGGACGAAUGCAGCAGACUGGAGCCAAGAUUCCAGUGGUAUGUGGGAGGACCAGGGGGAGGAUGAUGUUGAGGAUGAUGAUGAGGAGGAUGAAGGGCUGGCAGGGCAGCUGCUCUCUGAUCUUAUCGCUGCUAACAAAUACGAUGAAGAUUAUUAUGAGGAUGAUGAUGAAGAUGAUCCUGAUGCCUUGAAAGACCCCAUAUAUCAGAUUGACCUGCAGGCUUACCUGACGGACUUCCUCACACAGUUUGCCCAGCAGCCGUGUUACAGCAUGUUCUCAGGCCACCUCAACCAAGCCGAGAGACAAACCCUGCAGUCUAUAGGCCUCUAGCCCCACCGUCUUGCUGCUCCAACACAUCAUCUUCCAUCAUCUGCCCCAUCACAUCAUUCCUCAUGGUGAAUUUACAACAUAGCAAAAGAAAAGAAGACAAUUUGGGAUGAAAAUAAGAGGGCAAAGGGGUGGGAAGAGACUCAUGCACUUACCCAUAAGGCUCCUGUUACUUGAUUCUUGUGAUGGGAUGAAGGACAGUGUUAAAAUGAGGAGCAUGGCGAGGUGAACGACUGCACCGGUCAGUUCCUGCAGAGGGUCAGAUCUCGCCAUUUUGAAGUAACUUCAAACUGGACGAGAAGAUUGAACCUUGAUGUAUGUAUGGACUAUUUUGCCAAGUGUUAUUUGUAAUUUAGCCCAUUAUUUUUGUGUUUCUGUACAAAUGGAGUGAAAUGGAAUGGAAAAACACUUCCAAGAGGGCUUUCCAUCAAUUGAAGGCAAACAAACACGCAGAUGUUUGAGAGGUAGAGAAACAUUGGCAGCCUUAUAUUCCAGAAAACAGACUGUUAACGACAGAAAACGAAGCGCUUUCAGACCCGCUGUUUUGUAUCGGGGUAUGGUGGGUAUUUGGGAAUUAACACUGUUGCCAUGGUGAUUCACAGCCUUGUCAUUUCCUUGUACCCACUGGAGUUUGGGAUGAAAAAUUUCUAAAUAAAAGUCCCAGCAGGACGACAUUUUCAGAAUGAUCA
Archocentrus centrarchus (flier cichlid) is the source of this 3948-nucleotide messenger RNA. It is a transcript of the gene ipo9, whose product is annotated as importin 9. NCBI's taxonomy places the organism in Eukaryota, Metazoa, Chordata, Actinopteri, Cichliformes, Cichlidae. Gene Ontology annotation, molecular function: small GTPase binding. Gene Ontology annotation, biological process: protein import into nucleus. The transcript is spliced from 24 exons. Gene Ontology annotation, cellular component: cytosol; nuclear envelope. The coding region runs from base 131 to 3262 and encodes 1043 amino acids. The record is from RefSeq and is a predicted model, not a curated record.